Messenger RNA from Tachyglossus aculeatus (Australian echidna), 1723 nucleotides. It is a transcript of the gene PIMREG, whose product is annotated as PICALM interacting mitotic regulator. The record is from RefSeq and is a predicted model, not a curated record. The coding region runs from base 1 to 816 and encodes 271 amino acids. The transcript has 4 exons. NCBI's taxonomy places the organism in Eukaryota, Metazoa, Chordata, Mammalia, Monotremata, Tachyglossidae.
AUGGCCUCGGUACUGCAGGGGGUGGGGGCCGCCCUAGGGUGGAGGGCUCACCGGGUGCUGGAAGAGACUGAUGAGAAUGACAGCCCGCCGCCCACCCGCUCCCGGUGGAAACCCAGGGCCAGCGGCCUGAGCGCCCUGCGCAGGAGUCUCCGUACCCGGGAGGCACUACGGCAGGUGGACGUCAACUUCGGGGAGACCACAGCCUGGGAGCGUCUGGAAACCCCGGAGAAGGGGAGGCAGAGCCUACAAUCUGUCUGCCGCACAGCCCAGAAUGCCCUUGGGGCAGUGGCUCAGAGGUUACAGAAGUCCCAGAGGCCUCAUGGCCACCACCUGAUGGUCUCCCCUGGGAAGAGAAGCCCCACCCCCCGCACACCUCGCCGGCGGGGCCCCCGGCCGGCCUCUGCCGCUGCCACCCCGCCAAGGUCCGGGCCCCGCCGGUGCCCCCCUCGGCCCAGAGGAGUGGAGUGGAGAUGUUUGUCCACCUGGCUCGGGAAGGACGGGGGCACGCUGCCCCUCAGGAGGUCUCAAAGAGCCGCUGCCCUCAGCAGUCCCUACUCCUCCCCGGCCCCCCUGCUUGGCCACCAGCAGACAGGGUCCCGCCUGGCCUCCAGAGAAUUCAACAGAGACCUGGAGUCCGUCUCCAGAGGGAUCCGGGAUCUCCAGUAUCUCUCCCAGGAAUUUGAUGAUGCCAUUGCCAGAGAAGAAAGGAAACAAGCGAUCACAAACUACCAUCUCCUAAUGUCCCGGAACCUGCAGGCUGCUCGCAAGUCCAAGAAACUCUUUCAAUCAUCCCUGAAGAAGCUGCGGCUGAACUGACACGGCUCUAACCAGGAUAAUUAACGUGUGAACGGAGGGAGGGAAAACUUCAGGGGUCAGAGGACAAACAAGCUGUCAGGUGGUUCUGCUCUUCCUUUCAGUCCCCCCCUCACAUCAGCUUCUGGGGGACGACCUUCCCUCUCCCUCCACGAAUCUCCACUCCCCCAGCCCUAUUGAAAAAUCAUGAGGCAGCAGGGCUAGGCUUCCUCUGCUCGACGGAGUUUUGCCUUCAAGUUUCCUCAUGCUUCCUUUUAACUUUGUCACUCUAGCACGUACAGACCCUACUCCUGAGACUUGGAUGCGAGUCUCAGCCAAAACAGAAUUCACACUAACCUCUUUACACUAAAACACCCUGGGCCCCAAGCGCCCCAUCAACACUGCUGCUUAAACAAGCAGAGGUGCAAUAAGCCCACUGGCAGUUAGCUGGUGAUGGCGUUGAUGCGCCUCAAUGUACUCUGCCUGCUGCACUGUUUAUCCAAAAAACAAGCUAUACUCUUCCAAUAUCGUCCUUUUCGAAGAACGGAAAGUGUCAGAGUAAGCAACCUAAGUGCUUUUUAUACACAUGUUGCCUUUUCUCUUAGGUCAUUGUGACAAAGAAUUAGUCUGAAUAGUCCUUGGGAGCUCAGGAAUAAGCUAAAAUCAUAUAUAUGCCUCUAUAGAUAUAUAUGUAUAUAUAUAUUCUACAUAUUUAAAGUUGAGACUGUUUACCUGUUGACAACUCUGGUCUGAGUGGAUUUUAUUCCCCCUUGUUGGGGUCGGAUUUACACUAAAUAAGGGCUUGUGUUCUGAAACAAGCUUUUCUCUGGGUUUAAGGUGGUGCCCUGUUUUAACAAAAAAAUGAAACAAACCACCUCGUUUUUGAAAUCCACCAGUAAUUGAUUUUAUAUAGAAAUACUUGUUACCAGUU